Messenger RNA from Pseudogymnoascus destructans, 791 nucleotides. RefSeq lists its product as uncharacterized. Gene Ontology annotation, cellular component: extracellular region. The transcript is spliced from 3 exons. The record is from RefSeq and is a predicted model, not a curated record. Bases 105 to 422 code for a protein of 105 amino acids. NCBI's taxonomy places the organism in Eukaryota, Fungi, Ascomycota, Leotiomycetes, Thelebolales, Thelebolaceae. Gene Ontology annotation, biological process: pectin catabolic process. Gene Ontology annotation, molecular function: pectate lyase activity.
AAGAUGUAUGACCGAAGCCGUAAGUGUCAUCCUUGGCAUGUAUGCACAGCUCUAACGCCAUGUAGCCAAGGUUUGUGCUGGGCAGACCGAGACUGGCGAGGCGGAUGCCAUGUUUCAUUCUUGAGGAUAGUGCCACGCUCUCCAAUGUUGUAAUUGGUCCAAACCAAGCUGAGGGUGUCCACUGCAAGGGAAAGUGCACAAUCAACAACGUCUGGUGGUCGGAUAUCUGUGAGGAUGCCAUCACAUUCAAGCAAAUGAGCGGCACGUCCUGUAUCAACGGAGGAGGUGCAUUCAAGGCGUCUGACAAAAUCAUCCAAUUCAACGGUCGUGGAACGGUCUCCGUGAAGAACUUCUACGCCAACGACUAUGGCAAGGUUGCUCGAAGCUGCGGUUGCUCGAAGCUGCGGCAACUGCAGCGGUAAUGACGGCCCUCGCAAUUUUAUAUUUAUCAAUAUCAUAGCCAUUAAUGGUGGGGUCAUCUGCGGCAUCAACACCAACUAUGGCGACACUUGCACAAUCACAAACUCUUGUCAAGAUAGUGGCAAGGGUUGCGAUAGAUAUACGCUAGUGAGCUGAGCCCCCGAAGAUUGGGUCAGGGUUUGAUGGAACGUACUGCAAGGGCUCUAUCUCUAGCAGCUGUUAGGGGGGUGCUGAAUGGUAGUCACCACUCAACCGUCGAAGUUGUCUAUAUUUUACUAUAUUAUUGCAUUCUAUUUGAACGUUUUGUUGGCACCGUGAAGCUUAAUGGAUAUAAAACAUUUGCCGAUUCCGAGGAGAAAAAGGACAUGUCG